AUGUGUCUGACAGAAAUAGAAAAAAUCCCUAAGCCAGUUGUAGCCUGCGCUUGGAAUGUAGCCCCAAAUAUGAGCAUCAAGACUAAGUCUGAAAUGACUUACAAUGCUAGAGGAGGAGUCAUGGAAUUUUUAUUAGCAAACCAUCCUUUAGACUGCCCAAUCUGUGAUCAAGGGGGAGAAUGCGAUUUACAAGAUCAAUCUUUAUUAUUUGGAUAUAAAAUAGGGAGAUUUAUAGAAUAUAAAAGAUCAGUUGAGGACAAGAAACUUGGCCCUUUAAUUAAUACAAUAAUGACUAGAUGCAUCCAUUGUACAAGAUGUAUUAGAUUUCUCGACGAUGUAGCAGGAAACUUCGUCUUGGGGACCUCUCUCAGGAGUAGGGAAAUGGAAAUUGUGAAUUAUGUAGAACGGCUCAUUACAAGUGAGCUAUCAGGAAAUGUUGUAGAUCUUUGUCCUGUAGGCGCUCUCACUAAUGCUCCUUAUGCUUUUACUGCAAGACCUUGGGAACUACGAUCGGUGCCUACAUUUGAUGUAGAAGAUGGAAUAAUGCCUGCUAUCGAAAUCAAUUCGAGGCGACAAGAAAUAAUGAGGAUUCUCCCAAGGGUUCAUGAAGAAAUCAAUGAAGAGUGAGUUCAUGAUAGAUCACGCCACGCUUAUGACGGAUUAAAGCGCCAAAGGAUAAAUGCAUGCCUGAAGAAAAAUCCUGAUGGAAGCUAUAAAGAUAUAUACUGGCAAGAAGCCUUCGAAAUUUUGGCUAGUAAAAUCAAUGAGGUGUCAGGGGAAGAAAUACUAGGAAUCAUAGGUGAGCACAUGGAUCUCGAGUCUGUGACUGCAUUCAGAGAUCUCUUGUACUCUCUUGGAUGUGAAAAUAUAGAGACAGUUUCAAAUACAAUUAAAAUUAGCCCUGAUUUCAGAAGUAAUUACUUGAUGAACUCGAAAAUUACAGGAAUUGAAGAAUCUGAUUUAAUCUUAAUAGUCGGAGCGAAUAUGAAAAUCGAGUCUCCAGUGCUUAAUGCAAGAAUUAAAAAAGCUAUAAGAGAAAAUGAUGCUUCAGUAGCUCUUAUAGGGACACCUGAUUAUCUGAGUUAUGAUUAUUUGCACCUUGGAAAUUCUCUUGAUAUUCUUCAUGAUAUCAUUAAUAAAAAACACCCUUUUUCGAAAACACUUGAAAAAUCAAAAUUUCCAAUGAUAAUUGUGAGUUCUUUGCUACUCCAAAGAAAUGACGGAGAAGCUAUAAAUGCUUUGAUUUAUGAAUUGGCUCAAAAAUUCAAAAUGAUUCAGCCGGAAAAUAACUGAAAUGGCUAUAAUGUUCUUCACUUCAAUGUAGGCCCGAUAUCAACCCUAGAAGUGGGAAUUACUACAGAUAUUGAAACAAAGGUUAAGCCAAAAUUUGUGUAUUUAUUAGGAGCUGACAAUUAUAAUAGGGAUAAAAUCCCUGAUGAUGCUUUUGCAGUCUAUCAAGGAACCCAUGGAGAUGAAGGAGCAUACAGGGCAAAUUUAAUUCUUCCUGGCGCUGCUUAUACUGAAAAAAAUGCAAGCUAUGUAAAUACAGAUGGAAGAGUUCUUCUGGGAAGAAUUUCUUCAACAAAAUUUGGCGAUUCAAGAGAAGAUUGGGAAAUCAUAAGAGCAUUAAGCGAGUCUUUAGGGAAAGCACUGCCGUAUGAUACACUGCAAGAAAUUAGGUACAGAAUUGCAGAGCUUGCCCCACAUUUGAUUAAGUAUGACUAUAUUGAGCCUUAUAACUUAGGAUGGACAACAAAACCAAGAAAUGGGAAAAUCGAUCUGAAUUGGGUUAAUGAUACAGUUGAUAACUUUUAUAUGACUGAUAGCAUUUCUAGAGCUUCUCCAACUAUGGCCAGAUGCUCACUCCCUCCAUAAACGAUCUAAAAAAUUUGUUCAUCACCGAGGGGUUUAAUUUUUUUUUAAUUUUUAUAUAUAAGACAAUCACAAUUGGAAAGCAAAUAUUUAUUUAAUUUGUAAAAAUUAUGUUUUAAAGUUAUUCAAAAUUGGCCAAAUUAGCUAGAUAUUUCAUACAUCAAUUAUCAAUUAUAUAUAAAAAAUUUUUAGAUUAAAACAUUUUUUUUUAUGUGGAGGGCGUUUUUUGGGAAAAAAAUGGGAUUUUUCCAAGGUUUUUAUUCACUCACGGGUGAGUUUUUAAAUCCAGAAAAAAAUACAAAUUUCAUACCUGAAAUACCUUUAAGAAAAUAA
Blepharisma stoltei is the source of this 2205-nucleotide messenger RNA. Lineage: Eukaryota; Ciliophora; Heterotrichea; Heterotrichida; Blepharismidae. The record is from the annotation of a GenBank genome assembly.